Molecule: messenger RNA, 2604 nt
Organism: Haemonchus placei
Lineage: Eukaryota; Metazoa; Nematoda; Chromadorea; Rhabditida; Trichostrongylidae
Source: the annotation of a GenBank genome assembly
CUUGUGGAGAGGGCGGAGUCUGUGAGAUCUCGAUUUUUCGAACCUUAUGAUAUAGCUAUUUUAUUGACGGAAUUCUAUUUUAUUGAUGUCGAUAGUGAUAAGACGGAUAUCUUUGAUAUCCUCCAAGGUGCCAACAUGGAUGGUGUAAGUCAUCUGAAAGCUAAGGAUAAAUCACGGUAUAUCUGGUGUUUUAUAAUAGUCGUAUUCGUUUUAUUGGCUUUCGUCCAAAUCUAUUAUCAAUUGAAAUUAUAUUAUUCGGAACCUGUAGCAACAAAUAUCGAAGCUGCAUAUCCAUCAACUAUCGAUUUUCCUGCUGUAGCUGUUUGUAACAAUAAUCAAUUCAGGUUAACAUAUAUUACGGGUGCUAGGAUACUCAAUAGACGAACGAAACCAAAUCAGGGAUCACUGAAAUCCAUAUCAGGAAGGCCUAAGAAUAUUUUUGAAGAGGUUAUGGAAAAAGCUUGGGACAUGGAUGCUGUGCGAUUUCUUCGUAGUGCAGCUCAUUGGAAAUCACGAAUGAUCCUUGGCUGUACAUGGCCAAAUGGGACGAGUUGUCGUAUGAGCGAUUUUAAACCCGUUUGGACACUUUCUGGUCUCUGUUGGGCACUGAAUACUGAGCCGGAAAAUCCGCUCAAGGUCGUUGGAAGCGGUGUCGGUCAUGCUAUUCGCCUCCUGCUCAAUAUAGAAACAUAUGAGAGGAUAGACGCUUGUACAGCUCAUUUCAAGACACGGUCCAUUCCAGGUGUCAAAAUCCUAAUUUACAAUCAGAGCAGCGUUCCACUGACCACUCACAACGGAGUGAACAUCCCAAGUGGAUAUUCGAUGGAUGUUCGCUUUAGAAUGCAACACCACAAUCGUCUACCAGGUGAACAUUGUAUCACAGAGACACCUGAACAAAGAAGAGAAGCUGGAAACAAAUUCAAUUCUUCUCGUACUUGUGCCAUACGGAAAAUGCUGAGAUCAAUUGAAGAGGAAUGUGAUUGUUCUAUAGCACGUGCAUUCACCAAUGAACCCAUUGCUCAUCACAAGUCGUGCAAUGUGGACGAUUAUUUUGGAUGUGUACGUGGGGUAAUCGAAAAAUCGAUGGAACGAGGUUCUGAUGGCGAAUGCUUGCCCAAUUGUGAAAGUGUAGAUUACAUCGCGUGGCAGGACAUGAACAUACUACCACAACAUCUGAUGCCGGCUCUGAUCGAAGGGCAUGAGGAAGAUGACGAAGAAGAAGUUGAACAAGAUGACAUCGAAGAAGAUGUGAGCGACCGUUCUCUUGUAUGUUUGCUCUUUGCAAGAUCAGGUCGACUUCAGGUUCCUUACAUCAAACGUAAUGCUCACCGAGCGUACGAAAAACAAGCACGAUAUCAGGAAGACAUCUUUUUGAGGACGAAAAGGCGAAUCGUACGACUGAGGUCGGCUGUACGAAAUGUUUCGGAACACAAUUGGGGAUGGCAUGAGCACGACUUUGUCGGCGUUUACGACAGGCUUAUGGAGAAAGCACCAUGUUUUGCAGAAUUCAGUAUUCGUCAUGAAGCCAUUGCCGUAAUUAUGGACAACCGGCCACCUCCUAGUGAAGAAAAACGGGCAAAUCAAGUGUUUUUUUUGAUUGAUCCUCAAGCACAACGUAAGGAUCCAAGGAAGUUCAAAAGCAUUGGAGAAGUUAAACGAUACUAUGGUGAUCAAGUGGAAUCAGCUCUCAAGGAGAUACAAGAAAUUGGAGAAACGAUUGACAAAAUGUGGAGGCUUUUCUCACCAUCGACCUAUUCCAGUACGGUCAAUCCAGAAACAAGCCGUAUGGAUCGAAUCGUUGAAUUAAUGACACAGUAUGAGACCGGACGGUUGCAACGACGAGCGUGGGCUGAAAAAAUGCAGUCGAGACGGAUGCGCCAUUUUUUCGAGGACGAGUUUUCUGAUAGUUGGUAUCAACCGAUUAUCCAUGAUCUUGAACAUUCUCUUCACAAAGCGAUUAUUGAUUUGGAAAGAGACCAGUGGCCGAGAUUCAAGUCUUAUAUGGAAAAUGGAACUGCCAUCAGGACACUGAGUCUGCUGUUCUUCGACGACGUUACGCAAGAAAAUGAAAGAAGGCUGUCAAAAUUCGUUCACGAUAUGCACGAAUGUACCGUAGGAGACAUCAAAACAGUCACUCAUGAAAUGUUGAAGGAUUUUAAACGACUCUAUCGCGAACUACAGUCGUCAUACUCGAAUUUGUUCAAAAAAGAACUGCCAGAUUACCUGGAGAAUUUCGAAUUCGGUACAAAAUUUGUAAGAGAGAAUUUCGCUAUGGUAAAUGUAUUUCUUCAACAAAUGCAUUUGGAAUACUGGAGACAAAGCAAAACCUAUGGCUUUUGGAGUCUUGCCUGUGAGUUCAGUCUCUGUCUGGAAACGUCAUUUAGAAGUAACUUGACAAAUUGUUCUGAUCCUAGAGUUCAUACUGGCCGGGUAAUUUCGAUCCAAUCCAUCCAUGUAUCCUACCGCGCAUGGUACAGUUAUCCCUUGUGUUCCCUGUCCUCUCUAUCCACUUUCUAUGGAAGCAGCCAUUCGUUUAAGGGCACCGUUUACAAAAAAGCUAGGGUACCCUUUUUUGACGGGAACUACUCUAGAAUAAAGCGAUAA